Molecule: messenger RNA, 589 nt
Organism: Musca vetustissima
Lineage: Eukaryota; Metazoa; Arthropoda; Insecta; Diptera; Muscidae
Gene: Arl6
Product: ADP-ribosylation factor-like protein 6
Exons: 4
Coding region: 1-588 (195 amino acids)
Biological process (GO): intracellular protein transport; protein localization to cilium; vesicle-mediated transport
Cellular component (GO): cytoplasm; axoneme
Molecular function (GO): GTP binding; GTPase activity
Source: RefSeq, a predicted model, not a curated record
AUGGGAGUGUUUAAUAAUUUUCUAAGUCUUAUUAAAAUUAAUAAAGAAAAAAUGACGGUAUUGGUGGUCGGUCUAAACAACAGUGGCAAAUCGAGUAUAAUACAACAAUUUAAAAGGCGAAAUGAUAGCAAUUCAUAUAUUUCCAUACCAACUGUGGGAUUUACACAUGAAGAAUUUUAUAGUCAAGGAGUUCAAUUUUCUGUUAUUGAUAUGUCCGGUGCUUGGAAAUAUAGAAAUUUAUGGCAGCAUCAGUUUAAAAAUUGCCAAGGUUUAAUAUAUGUAAUAGAUGCUAGUGAUAAAAUGCGUAUGGUUGUUGUCAAAGAAGAAUUGGAUAUCCUAUUGCAACAUCCGGAUUUGAUAAAUCGCCCCAUACCGAUAUUGUUUUAUGGCAAUAAAAGUGAUUGUGAUAAUUCUCUGUCAAGUGUCAAUAUUGCAUCAGCUCUUGAACUUACCUCAAUUUGUGAUAAACCCUGGCAUAUCUGUUGUUGCAGUGCCAAAACCGGUGAUGGCUUAGAAGAGGGCGUACAAUGGCUGAUACAACAAAUCAGAAAUUUAACACAUAAAAAGGAUAAACAUAAGAAAAAAUAAU